UUUCCACACUCAAGCUGAGUGUGCAAGCAGAGUGCAUGUGUAGCACCCGUCAUACAGAAGAGACUGUGGGAAUAGGUGGACGUUUGAUUCUUCUCUGUUGCAGCGCUAUAAGGAUGGAUUGAGUUAUUGGGCCACGAGUCAUUCUCGGGAAGACACUGGGUUUACUGGAGGAGAAGUGCUUUUUCUCUCCUUCCUGGCAUUCCUUUUCCCUUUAUUGCAGUUGGCUGGUGCACAUACCUUUGGGUUUUGGAGAGAGGGGCAGCAGUGGGUUUUGGGGAGUGGGGCUGGAGUGGGUUUUGGAGAGUGGGGCUAGAGUGGGUUUUGGAUAGUGUGGGUACAGUAGGUUUUGGAGAGAGGGGCAGCAGUGGGUUUUGGAAAGUUGGGGUACAGUAGGUUUUGGAAAGUGGGUGCACAGUAGGUUUUGGAAAGUGGGGGCACAGUGGGUUUUGGAAAGUGGGGGUACAGUAGGUUUUGGAGAGUGGGGCAGCAGUGGGUUUUGGAAAGUGAGGGUACAAUAGGUUUUGGAAAGUGGGGGUACAGUGGGUUUUGGAGAGUAGGGGUAAAGUAGGCUUUGGAGGAACUGGGGGUACAGAGAUGCCAGAGGAAGGAAUUCCGUAUCCUCAGGUGUUUGUGGUGGAUAGACAGAUGGGUGUGCCUCCCACUGUGCCUGUCCCACACCGGCAACGCACUGUCCUUCUCCAGCAGAUUCUGAUCGUGCUGGUGUCUCUGGCACUUUGUGGACUGGCCGUGGAGGCCUGCUUCAUCUAUAGACUCUACAACCAGCCUUCCGAUGCCAGCAUGUCUGUAAAGCAGCUUGGAGAACAGGAAAGCCGUUUUUUGAAAAAAGUUGAAAGGGAAGGUAAAAUCCACCCAACAGAGAGAAGUGGCAUCGCACUGAAGCCAGCAAAGCCCUCUGCACAUCUCACAGAUAUUAGCAUUCCUGUGGCACCAGAUGGGAUACUGCAGUGGGGGAUAAAUGGAGAUGCCUUCUCUGCUGGGGUGGAGCACAAGGACGGGUCACUGCUACUGAAGAAGGAGGGGUUCUACUUCAUCUACUCUAAGGUGUCAUUUGAGGAGCUCACCUGUUCCAUGUUCAAGCAUACGGUCCUGAUGCGCACCCCUCGCUACUCUCAAGACCUGCCACUCAUGAAGGCCAAGCGCUUCUCCUGCAGCAACUCCAAACAGCCCGAAGAUGGCAUGCUGAACAGCUACCUGGGUGGAGUCUUCCACCUGCAUGUCGAUGACUCUGUUUUUGUGAAGGUGGAGAAUCAUACCCUGGUCAGACACCAUGACACCUCAGACAACUUCUUUGGAAUGUUCAUGAUAUAAACAAAAAGUGAUGCAACUGUUAAUGGUGUUUGUGUAGAUCUGGGUUAGGGUCACACAAACAAAGGUGUGUGUUAAUAGUGUGUUUGUGUAGAUCUGGGUUAGGGUCACACAAACAAAGGUGUGUGUUAAUAGUGUGUUUGUGUAGAUCUGGGUUAGGGUCAAGGCAUGACCAUUGAUGAGGAAAUCAGUCUGCGGAGCAUAAUGAAGGUGUGAUGAGGGACUGAUGAGAUGAGUGUGUAAGAGAGUAAAUGGAGUGUGAAGGUCUGAGUGUUAUACAAGACUGCAGUGGAACACAUUGCUCCAGCACACAGAUACUAUUUUAUUUUUAUAGAUAAUUUUUGUACCACCCAUGGACAGGCAUAUUCUGAAGGAAAACCCAACACACUUCUUAAAAGUAUUAUAGUGUUUAAUUAUAAUGCAA
Molecule: messenger RNA, 1750 nt
Organism: Anguilla anguilla (European eel)
Lineage: Eukaryota; Metazoa; Chordata; Actinopteri; Anguilliformes; Anguillidae
Product: tumor necrosis factor ligand superfamily member 14-like
Exons: 5
Coding region: 595-1329 (244 amino acids)
Biological process (GO): immune response
Cellular component (GO): membrane
Molecular function (GO): tumor necrosis factor receptor binding
Source: RefSeq, a predicted model, not a curated record